Perca fluviatilis (European perch) is the source of this 2177-nucleotide messenger RNA. It is a transcript of the gene ddx20, whose product is annotated as DEAD (Asp-Glu-Ala-Asp) box polypeptide 20. The transcript is spliced from 7 exons. The coding region runs from base 46 to 1980 and encodes 644 amino acids. NCBI's taxonomy places the organism in Eukaryota, Metazoa, Chordata, Actinopteri, Perciformes, Percidae. Gene Ontology annotation, molecular function: RNA helicase activity. The record is from RefSeq and is a predicted model, not a curated record.
AAGCAGCUGAGUUUAGAUCACUGGCGGUGAACAAGUCCAGUCAACAUGGCUGCCUUCGUGAGGAAAGCUGCUCACAAUAUAGAAACACGAAAGCGGACAGAUGAUGUGAUUCUGUCGGAGGGAAUCGACUUCAGCUCCCUGCUGCUCUCCCAGGCCGUGCUGGACGGACUGUCCUCCGCAGGCUUCCAAAAACCCUCCCCGAUCCAGCUUAAGGCGAUCCCGCUGGGCCGCUGCGGACUUGGUGGGUUCAUGAAACUGCGUGGGACGCUCCACACGUGUUCUCCCAUGUAUGUUGAUCUUGUGUGCACCCUGCCAGGCCUGAAGCAGUAUUACAAGCUGGUGCAGUCCGAUCCUUUACCCCACAAGGUUUUCGAGGCGAAGGUGGAGCACUUGCUAGAGCUUUUCAGUAAAAUCCCAUUCAACCAGGCACUAGUGUUCUCCAACCUACACACAAGGGCUCAGCACCUGGCAGACAUCCUGUCCUCCAAAGGCUUACCUGCUGCUUGUAUUUCAGGUGGUCUGAGUCAGGACCAGAGACUGGAGGCCAUGUCAAAACUGAAGCAGUACCAGUGCAGGGUGCUCAUCUCCACUGACCUGACUUCCAGGGGUAUAGAUGCAGAUAAAGUAAAUUUGGUGAUAAACCUUGAUGUGCCACAGGACUGGGAGACCUAUAUGCACCGUAUUGGACGUGCUGGCCGCUUUGGCACUCAGGGGCUGGCAGUGACCUACUGUUGCCAUGGUGAGGAGGAGAACAAGAUGAUGGCCAUUGCUCAAAAGUGCAGCCUGAGAUUGUCGAUGUUGCCAUCCACCAUAGAGCCUGGGUUGAUGGACGAGCAGUGUGACUGGGAUGUCUGCACUGAGGCUUCCACUCCAGGCCCCUUACCCCAGCUCUCCUCCAGGACAGAGAAGAAGAAGAAGCAGCAUGCCAAGUCGGUCCCAGAUCACACUCUGGAGCACAGCAGUCAAAGGAAGCCAGAGAAGACCCAUCCAGCGCCCAGGCUGGGAGCACACGAUGAAUGCAAUCUGAGAAGAGCUUCUCCUGCAAAGGACACUCUCCCACAUGGUCCUCCACUAGCGGUGCCGACUCGAAAAGAGCAGCAAGACGCUCUGCCCAAGAUCUCUCCUCUCAGCUCGUUCAAGAAUUAUAGGUCAAGGUUUUUGGCCUUUGAGGAGGCUGAGCGGGACUACCACAGCUUCAUUACCACAGGGUUGGGGAGAUUGGUGGAAGUGUUUAGGGAGUUCAGAGGUGGAGAGGACGGUGAUCCGAAGGGGCAUAGGGAGUCUUUCACACUUAAUGACGACGGAGGUCAAAGUUUAAAACAAAACAGAAAACAGUGGAAAUCUAACAUUUCACCUCCAAGGUCAGUUUCUGGUUCUUCAAACUCGCAGUCUGAUGAGGACGAUGAGACAAAUCAGACCAGAGGACGUAAAUACAGAGCAAUCACUGAGCCUCAGACAGAAGCUAGAGAAACACCCUCUCCGUCCAAACCAAAAGCAGAGACCACUAGAUCCAAUGUUUGUACUUCUUCUGCACCCAAAAUGUAUCGCCAGAGAACCUGUGCGUCAAGUGCGAGAGUUUCGUCUCAGCCUGAGAUCUACGAUUCCAUACCAAUCGUUAAAUCAAGCCGACAUCCCAGUCAGACGGCUCCAGCACAUACUGACAGAAAUGAAUCCAGAAAGAUUAAACAAAAGACUGUGGAUCAGAGCAAAAAGAUUUCAGAGAAGAUGAACAGAGAGCAAAAGAGGGAAAGGGAUGAAGGAGAACACGAUGAUGAUGAUGAUGAUGAUCAUGAUCAUGAUGAAGAGGAGUGGAGUGCUGAAACUUACUGGAGAGCCAGCUACAGAGCCUGGAAUGAUUACUAUGCCUCUAUGUCUCCUUUUCAAGAGCAAAAUUACCAAAGCUACUACGGUGUAGCCCACAACUGGAUGGCGGCUUAUCGUAUGAAUGCCGUCUACAUGGAAGAACUCCUGAAACACUGACAUGUCUAUACUGUUAAUCAGGACGUCCAAUCGUGCUGUUGUCUGAAUGUCCCCUGCAAAAAAUUUAGUACAAAAGUUUGCACUUCUUGUCAAGCAUAUUGCUCUUCCAUUUUUGAGUAUGUAUUUUUCAAUGAAUUCAUACCAUAACCUGUAUGCCCCUAUUAUCUUUCUAAUAAAUUACAAGUAUGGAGCAUGUA